AUGACCUCUAGACUUGACCAAGAAGAGGAUAACAACCAGUGGUUUGGCAACGCAAGUUUUGCCCAUUCUUCCAUUCCGGCCAGCGAACCGCUCGUUCCCGUUUCUUCUCGGAACUAUUCUACACUCCAGGACGGCGGUUAUCACGACGGGUCCCAGCAGCAACCCUUUCAUGAUGAUGGUCUCAAUAAUUGGGGUACAUCUUCUGCCUAUAACAGCAGAGCCUUAUCUUUUGCCGCCCCGCGAAGCAUGCCCACUAUUACUGAAGAGUCUUAUUUGCCUGAAAAUAUGUCACCGUUGUCAAUCAACACCACUCGAAGUCAUUCCGGGAUGCAUAUUGGAGACUAUGACUGUCCACCCCUGUCUACACCCGGCGCUGAAAGUUAUUUUGUCCCUCCGUUUGAUCCAAAGACAUCCUCUAGGCAUUUUGAGUUUUAUGCCCCGGCCAGAAAUGGGUACAAUCAAUCUCUACCCCCCAUUUCAGAAAUAUUCCAGAAAAAUGAGGCAGCUCAACAGAAUUUAAGUACUGCUCUUCCAGAAGUACUCUGGUCCUCCUUACAAGAUCCAAGGUUGAGCAAUAUACACACCCCAUCAUUUCCAGAAAACUUUCAUAAAGAUUUUGGUGAUCUCAUAGAUGGUCUUCAAAGGGCCAGACAUGAUCUGAGGCACAUGGCAGGAGAACUUGCCUGGUCGUACACAGAGUUGAAAGAGAAAAGAGAUGAGCAAUUGACAGUGAUCCCUUCUGGUGAUACUUAG
This is a messenger RNA of Tremella mesenterica DSM 1558, 753 nucleotides long. RefSeq lists its product as uncharacterized. The record is from RefSeq and is a predicted model, not a curated record. Bases 1 to 753 code for a protein of 250 amino acids. Lineage: Eukaryota; Fungi; Basidiomycota; Tremellomycetes; Tremellales; Tremellaceae. The transcript has 2 exons.